This is a messenger RNA of Cynara cardunculus var. scolymus (artichoke), 1017 nucleotides long. RefSeq names its product protein LAZY 1-like. Gene Ontology annotation, biological process: regulation of auxin polar transport; gravitropism. NCBI's taxonomy places the organism in Eukaryota, Viridiplantae, Streptophyta, Magnoliopsida, Asterales, Asteraceae. Bases 1 to 1017 code for a protein of 338 amino acids. The transcript has 4 exons. The record is from RefSeq and is a predicted model, not a curated record.
AUGGGUCCUGUCACUUUCCCGUGGAAAUCUUAUUCUUGUUUCUCAGCAAAAUGGGAGCUUGACGAUCAACAAUACUUUCCGGAAGCAAAAAACAAUUCUGCAUGCUUCAGACUAUCUUCAGAAUCAUCUAUAGCACCUGAAGCACCUAGAGUGGAAGAAGUAAAUGAUGAAGAAACAGUUGACAUGAGCCAUGAUUUCUUUCAUGGCUUUCUUGCAAUUGGAACUCUCGGUUCGGCAUCAAUUACUAAAGAGCCCGUGACACCAAAAGUCGCAAUGCCAUUUGAAAGUUCAACUGAGGAAGAAACCAGAGCAGCAGAAGAUGAACUGCAGUCUCCAAACAACAAGUUAGAGAAGCCAAUUGAUAAGGAAGUAUAUAAUGUAAGUAAUGAAUCAUCUAAAGGGAGAGUGGUUAGUUUAGAUGAGAAGGAAACCAAACACAUGGGUACCAAAGAGAACAAAAGUACGGUUGUGCAUCCACUGAAAGAGUAUUCUGAAAUGCCGGCAACCAAAGAAAAGACAAAGGAACAAAAGACUAUGCCUGAAAACUUCCCCAAGAAAAAUGCCACAUCCUACAAGAAAUCAGGAAAAUUAGACAAAGGGGAGAAAAGAGAAACUCCGGCUAAGAAUUUUAUGAAGAAAAUGCUGAAAAAGCUUGAUUUCACAUCACGGUGCAGCCCAACUUCUGCUAGUGCUAAUGCUAUUUUUUGUAAUUCAACCGAGAAACCCACAAAACCCACCAAGGUCUUUUGGAAGUCAAGAAAAAUCCACCCUGAAGCACCUGGUCUUCAUGUCAAUAAGUCACACAACUACGAGUUCAAGAACUUGUGUUACGAUGAAGGCUAUGAUAAAGAAGCGAAAUUUGAGAAUGAAGCUGACAAGUAUCCUCAUAUGGGAAUGUUAAAGAAAGAAACAGUUGGCAGCAUUGAGUUUGCCAACGAGCCUCACAAAAGCCAGCCAGCUGGCAAAAAUGCAUACUGGAUUAAAACUGAUGCAGAAUAUUUGGUGCUGGAGUUUUAG